Molecule: messenger RNA, 1848 nt
Organism: Cuscuta epithymum
Lineage: Eukaryota; Viridiplantae; Streptophyta; Magnoliopsida; Solanales; Convolvulaceae
Source: the annotation of a GenBank genome assembly
AAAUGGAAGUAAUCCAUAAAUUUUCUUUGGAUGAGAUAAGGCCAUAAAUGUAGGUUUCCUGGUCCAACACUAUACGUCGCGACACAUCAUCCCCAAAUAAAAUCUUGAGCAGUCAAGAACUCCAAAUGAUCCUUCAAUUCUAAGAAAAAAGAUUGAGGUACACACCAUGUGUAACCCAUUCUAAUUCUAUCACGGAGGAAAAGCAGUUCCUUUUCCGCUUGUUUAUUAUUCCCCUCUGUAUUCCUAUCACUAUUGUUUUCCUUUGCUGCUCGCCGCAGAUUUUGUUGAGCUCCCGAGUGGACAUAAAUGGGGAAAAUUGCCACUAAUUUCUUGUUAAUAGGAUAAACCAGUCAGUUGGUACUCACUCUGCUAACCUGCCUCGCCGCUCCAGACGGCGAAGUUUCCAUCUUUUUUUUUAUCGUUGGAUUUAACAAGAAGCUCACAGCUUUUUUCUGGAAGAAAUGAUGUGGGAUGAUUGGGAUGACGAUGUACGACUUGGAGAAGAAAACGGCCACGAUGCUCGGCACCAGGAAGAACCACGCCGGCGAGACGAUGAAGAGGAACACGACGAUUCCUCUCACAUUAACUUUGAUUUAUCAUCUCUCAUUUCUAACCCGAAGGAUUAUUAUCAGAUACUGGAAGUGGACUAUGAUGCUACGGAGGAGGCUAUUCGGUCCAACUUUAUCCGUCUAGCUCUGAAAUGGCAUCCGGAUAAGGUAAAAGAUGAGGAUAAUGCCACCUCAAAAUUUCAAGCGAUAAACGAAGCUUAUCAAGUUUUGAUCGAUCCAGAAAAACGCCAGGAAUAUGAUAAAAAGGGGAUGCUCUGUGCCUAUGACCACAACAUAAUGGUAAUAUAUGGCCUCCUCUUUCUUUCUUUAUUUUGUUUUAUGAAUGUGUAAGGUAAGAAAACACCAAAGCAUGUUAUGAUAGAUAACUCAUAGAAUCUUUGGUUGUGAUGAUCGAAGGAUUAUCUAAACCGUAACAAGGGACUUAUUUUGACGUGCAACGGUCUUGGCAUGAAGAACUCGAUAUUGUAAAAAACCAACAAAAGAUUCAUGGGAGAUGCUUGCCAGCAGCAAUGAAUCCUCCUUUUUUAGGGAGUACAUCUCUACCACCAUAGCCGUUUUCUUUUUGUAUGUAGUAUCGUAUGUGACUAUGUUAAUCUACUAAUACCCCCACCCGACCCACUAUAUGAUCGGUGUAUAUGCGAGGCUUGUCUGCAUAAGUUCUUUCACUUCUGGUAGAACAAAUGUCUUGAAGCCCGAUACCCUCCUCCUGCUGUUGUUUUCAUCUGCCUAUGCUGCUGCAUGGAAAAGGAAAUGCAAGAAACAGUAAGCAUGCCACAGGGUAGUGUAAUCCUUUUCUGGAUUAUUUUUUGAAUGCGUUUCCUAGAGGUUUAUGAAAUAAUGCCUCCCAAGAGUUUAUGUGCAUUACUUUCCUCCAUAAAUAAACAGCAAGUCCUAAGUUACAAGCUAUGUACCAUGAGGAUACUACUCCGAGAAUCACGUGCACGUAAACUAUUGAUUUAUUAUGUGAAGAUUUUAGGCACAGCCACACAAGUGUCAUGUUGGUAUAGUAGAGUGAUGUACUGAUGUGUGCUUGUAUUUGGGAUGUUGGUUCAAUUCUCGCUGGAAUAAUUCCUUUAUAAAUAAAAUCGUGCUGGCUUGUUGCACCAUAGUUUCAUGCUGUUAACUUAUGUGUUUUAUACUGUGUUUUUGUAUGGUUAUCAAUUAAUUUUAUACUCUGUUAUCAUGUUAUGAAUGUUUGCCACUCAAAAGUUAACCACUUUUAGUGUUUGGUCAAAGACUUUUAGGAAAAUAUUUUAAUGCGUCAUUGUGUUUUACACAA